Molecule: messenger RNA, 1122 nt
Organism: Humulus lupulus (European hop)
Lineage: Eukaryota; Viridiplantae; Streptophyta; Magnoliopsida; Rosales; Cannabaceae
Exons: 2
Coding region: 1-1122 (373 amino acids)
Source: RefSeq, a predicted model, not a curated record
AUGGACAGCAGCGUCGGCGGCGGCAUUAGCAGCAGUAGCAGCGGCGGCGGCAGCGGCAGCAGCGGCGGCGGCGGCAGCGGCAGCAGCGGCGGCGGCGGCAGCGGCGGCGGCAACAGCGGCAGUGGCGGCAGCAGCAGCAGCGGCGGCGAUGGUAGCAGCGGCGGUGGCGGCAUUAGCAGCAGCGCCGGCAGCAGCGCCGGCGGCAGCAGCGGCAGUAGCGGCAGCAGCGGCAGUGGUGGCAGCAGCGGCGGCAGCAGCGGCAGUGGCGGCAGCAGCGGCGGCAGCAGCAGCAGCAGCGGCGGCAGCGGCGGCGGCGGCGGCAGCGGCAACGGCGGAGGCAGCGACAGCGGCGGCGGCAGCAGCAGAGACGGCGGCGGCUACGGCAUCGGCGGCGGCGGCAGCGGCAUCGGCGGCGGAAGCGGUAGUGGUGGCAGCGGCGGCGGCAGCAGCGGCAGAGCUGGCAGGCGCAGCGGAGGCAGCAGCGGCAGCGGCGGCAGAGGCGGCAGCGGCAGCUGUUGCACGGCAGAGGCAGCGGCGGCAGUGGCGGCAGCAGCAGCGGAAGCGGCGGCGGCGGCAGCGGCGGCGGCGGCAGCAGCGGCAUUGGCAGCAGCGGCGGCGGCGGCAGCGGUGGCAGUGGCAGCGGCAGCGUCAACAAAGUCAGCAGCGGCAGCGGAUGGCUUUCACAAGUGGCGUUCCUCGGGCACAUCAGCGGCGGCAGCUGCAGCGGCAGCGGCAGCAGCAGCGGCAGAGGCAGCGGCGGCAAAGGCGGCAGCGGCAUCAGUAGCAGCGGCAUUAGCGGAGGCAGAAGCGGCAGCAGCAGCGGCAGCAGCGGCAGCGGCGGCAGCAGCGGAGGCAGCAGCGGCCGAGGCGGCAGCGACAACGGUUGUAGCGGCGGCAGCGGCAGUAGCAGCGGCGGCAGCAGCGGAGGCCGCAGCGGCGGCGGCGGCAGCAGCGGCAUUGGUGGCAGCGGCAGCAGCAGCGACGGCAGCAGCAGCGUCGGCAUUAGCGGCAGCAGCAGCGGCGACAGCAGCGGUUGCGCGGCGGCGGCAGCGGCGGCGACAGCGGCGGCGACAGCGGCGGCGGCGGAAGCAGCGGCGGCAGCAGCGGCGGCGGCGGCAGUAG